Messenger RNA from Dissoconium aciculare CBS 342.82, 2115 nucleotides. RefSeq lists its product as uncharacterized. The record is from RefSeq and is a predicted model, not a curated record. The transcript has a single exon. Gene Ontology annotation, molecular function: amino acid transmembrane transporter activity. NCBI's taxonomy places the organism in Eukaryota, Fungi, Ascomycota, Dothideomycetes, Mycosphaerellales, Dissoconiaceae. Gene Ontology annotation, cellular component: vacuolar membrane. The coding region runs from base 1 to 2115 and encodes 704 amino acids. Gene Ontology annotation, biological process: amino acid transmembrane transport.
AUGCCUGGACGGCAACAACUCCCUGCUGGUUGGGUCUCUUCUGACAACAGCAUCAACGGUAGCACUCCCGCAUCUCGCCAACGAUCUCCAGAGUCCAGUCAAGUCUCACAUCAACGCAUUCAGUUCGAUCCCGAUGCCGAGCGACCUUCUCACCACCAGCAUGACUCCGAGUCUAGCCACCUCAACCCCUACGCUCCGCCUGGUACCGAUGGCAAUCACGAACUCCGUCGCCGACGAUCCUCCAUGGCCGUCCGCCUCGAAGCACUCCGUCAAGCCGGUGGAGUGAACAGCAUCGACAAUUUCGCUCGUUCAUGGCAACGUGCCGCAGGCUUCUACGAGAUCACACCAGUACGGCCGAGCUUUCGAUUGGCCGACGACGAUGAGAUUCCUACAGGUGGAUUUGAUGAGGAGGAUGGUGGUAAUAUGGACAACACACCCAAGGGCCACCGAUCAAUGCUACGGCAUGCGUUGCGUAGCGGACAGACAGCUGGUGAUGAUGAUGCCAUCGACGACGACGUUUCCGUUGCUCCUACAGAGAAUGACACUCUGUUGGGUCGCGACAGGAGUUCACACCCGCAGGACGAGAACAUCUUCACAAUUGAGCCAUCGCUUCAGUCACCUUUCGGAGGAAGCUAUGGCAGCACGUGGGGCUCACUAUCGGCACGCGUGAACGAGUCAUCGAUGAGACACGCCGGACGAUUGUUUCGUCAACAGCAACAGCGCACUGUGAACGCGGCCAUCGCGGGUGCAGCACCAGCACAGGAUGAUGACAAGGCCAAUGCACCGCUGCUGAUCCGUCAGAUUGAGGAAGAGGACGGCAAGGUGGUGAACGUGGUAGUUGGUCAAUCAACGCUUCCGCAGACCGUCUGCAACAGCGUCAAUACUCUCAUCGGCGUGGGCAUCCUUGCUCUCCCGCUCGCCAUGAACUACAGCGGUUGGGUUCUGGGCAUCUUGUUCUUCUGCUUCGCGGCGCUGACUACCUGCUACACGGCCAAGUUGCUCGCCAAAUGUGCAGACGUUGACGGCAGUCUCAUUACCUUUGCAGACCUCGCGUUCGUCUCCUUUGGACCUUGGGCUCGCGUCGGUGUCUCUAUACUGUUCAUUCUGGAACUACUGGGCGCUUGUGUCGCUCUAGUCGUGCUUUUCGCCGAUUCCCUGAGUGCGCUCUUACCCUCCGCAGGCCUCACUCUCGAUGCGUGGAAGAUGCUAUUCGGUGUCAUUUUGGUACCACUCUGCUUCGUACCCCUGCGCUGGCUCUCCUAUACCAGUAUUCUCGGCAUUGUCGCUUGUCUCGGUAUCGUCCUCGCGGUCAUCAGCGACGGUCUCAUCCAACCCGCAGGUCAACCGGGCAGCCUUUGGCAGCCGGCGCCCACACAUCUCUUCCCGCAGCACUGGGCCGCGCUACCCAUCUCUUGGGGUAUAAUGAUGGCGCCUUGGGGCGGCCACAGUGUGUUCCCCAACAUCUACCGCGACAUGCGGCACCCGUACAAGUACCACAAGGCCGUCAACGUCUCCUACAGCUUCACCUUCACCUUGGACCUUGCCAUGGCCGUCGCAGGAUUCCUCAUGUUCGGCACCAAUGUCAAGGAUGAAAUCACCCGCAACAUUCUCCUCGCCACCGCGGGUGGUCCGGAUCCUGUUACUGGAGUGGUGAGCUCGGGCUAUCCUCCUGCGCUAUCGGCCAUUAUUGUCGUCGCCUUGGCCGUCAUUCCGUUGACAAAGGCUCCCCUCAACGCCCGUCCGAUUUACUCCACUCUAGAACUCACCCUGGGUUUAAGUCCUCAAGCAAUGGGAAUCGCGCCAGGAACUCAUGGCCUUGGCGGGCUGACCCGCGGCCUCCUCCGACUCUUCGUGCGCGCAGCCUGCUGUGCGACGUUUGUGGUUGUAGCGAUUUUGAUCCCGGAUUUCGAUCGGCUAAUGAGCUUGAUCGGCAGUCUGGCGUGCUUCGCCAUCUGUUUGAUCCUACCUUGUGCGUUCCACCUUCGCCUCUUCGGCAAGGAAUUGAGUCCUUGGAGGAAGACGGGUGACUGGGCGCUCAUCACGGUCAGUACGGUGCUGGCCGUGGUCAGCGUGGGCUUCACAUGCGCACCGAGGGAGGCAUUGGGUCUGGAUUGA